Prorocentrum cordatum is the source of this 1182-nucleotide messenger RNA. The record is from the annotation of a GenBank genome assembly. Lineage: Eukaryota; Dinophyceae; Prorocentrales; Prorocentraceae.
AGGAGGGCGGACCGGUUCUACCGCGGCCCGGCACGCGCGUCGGUCCCGCCGCUGGAGGACGCCGCCUGGCUGGUGUUGGGCACGAGCCUGGAGCAGCGCGGCGGGCUGGCGCAGGACUGCCCCGGCCUGGUGGUCACGGCGUUACUGCUGCUCGCCGAGGCGACGGCCUUCUCUGGGUCCCCGGCGGCCGGCGCGUAUGCACAGGAGGCGGAGGGCUACGCUCUAGCCCUGGAGCGGAGGUCUCCGGAACAGUUCCAGAUCAUGCUGGACAUGUUCCCGGUGCAGGAGGCGUGGAGCAGCCUGCAGAAGGCGUGGCCGUGGCUUCAAGGUCUCUCCGCGGCUCCGGGCGGCAGUGCUGGCCCAACGGUCGACAUUGUGGUGGCCCGCUGCAAGUCCUCUCUGCGCUGGCUUUGGGAGCUCGACCUGCCAGAGAGGGCGCGCGUGCUCGUCUACGACAAGUGCGGCAGUGGGCUCGACGACUUCGAGAGCGAGACGGCGGGACUGCGGGGCGCCGUUGCCGCCGUGGAGUACGUGCCCGCGCCGGAGCAGGGGGCGCUCGGGCUCAUGACCGCCGAGUGCACCGCGUAUCUUGCGCACAUUGUCCGCGCGCUCCGUGCGGGCGACCUGGCUGACUAUACUCUGUUCGUGCACGACGACGGGCCCCGCCACAUCCGGACGUCCCUGCUGAACCUGGCCCUGCGGGGCCUGCGGAUCGGCAGCUACAGCUCGCCGUUCCUGCACCUCGUGCACGAGCGGUACCCAGCUUUCCGCACGCCGUGCUUGCGCGCGGUGUUCCAGCAGGUCUUCGGGCAGGAGCUGAAUGGCUCCCUGAGCUCCUACUGCUGCGCCCACUUCAUCGUCGGCCGAGGCCGCAUCCAGGCGCGAGACCGCGGCUUUUAUGAGGACCUGGCACGGCUGAUCUCGGAUGCGCCCUAUGCGAGGGAACAGGGCGGAGCUUGCAAUGUCGGAUCCAAGCCGUGCUACGUCAUGGAGUUCCUGUGGCACGUGAUCUUCGGCGAGCCGGGGGAACUGCUGCCGCGGGCGGAGGACCCCAGCCUGCCCCUGGCCCUGCGGUACGAGGGCGGCCGCGCCACGCGUCUGCCGUCGCCGCUGAGGGUGACGCCGUACAUGGCGCUGUUCCAGCCCAGCCGGUAUUCGGACCUGCUGGUGCGGCAGGGGUGA